AUGGCAGCACCACAAGGGGGUUUCCCUCCCCAGGAAGGGUAUGGCCAACCCGCCUAUGGCUCCCCAGAACCCACACAGUCCCCGAUCCCUGGGCAAGGUGCGCCCGCACCUGCCGCAGCUGGCGGAAAAAAGAAGAGAGCGUACGCUGGCGAAGCCUUCGAUUUUGGCUCCGGUGCUAAUGCUGCGCUUGGUGGACAACCCACCGCCGGGGGUGCCUACGGAUCCUACGCUCAGCAGCCUCAAGCCGCAGGAUAUCAACAACCCGCCUACGGUGCGGACCCCAGCCAGAUGCAGCAGCCCAUUGCACCAGCAUAUGGCGCGCCUGUCGCUGCUGAUGUCACGCAGAUGACACAGCAAUUCGGUGGAAUGGGCAUGAGUGAGCCACAUCACAUGCCACCCCCGCAGCCUGUAGCUCAAGCCGCUAUGCGGCCUCAAGUCCAACUCAACCAGCUCUAUCCCACGGACCUCCGAUCCCAACCUUUCAAUGUUGCUGAGCUGGAUUACCCUCCCCCUCCUGUCAUUUUGCCUCCAGGAACUAGUGUUUACCCAUCGCCCGACGCCAAUUGCCCUACGAAAUAUAUGCGGUCUACGCUCAAUGCUGUCCCCACAACCAAUUCACUUCUGAAGAAGUCAAAGUUGCCCUUCGCCCUCGUUAUUCAACCGUAUGCCGCUCUUCACGACGCCGAAGACCCGAUUCCUGUGAUUCCAGACCAAGUCAUCUCCAGAUGCCGACGUUGCCGCUCCUAUAUCAACCCCUUCGUCACCUUCCUCGACCAUGGCCACCGCUGGCGUUGUAACAUGUGUAACUUGACCAACGAUGUACCUCAGGCUUUCGAUUGGGAUUCCACGCUGCAGAAGCCCGCUGAUCGCUCCCUGCGCGCCGAUCUCAAUCACAGCAUGGUGGAAUUCGUUGCACCGCAGGAAUACAUGGUCCGACCACCUCAGCCUCUGGUCUACUUGUUCUUGAUUGACGUGAGCUACUCAUCCGUGACCAACGGCCUCUUGGCCACCACCGCUCGCACCAUUAAGGAGAGCCUCGACCGCAUUCCCAACGCCGAUCGACGGACUCGCCUCGGCUUUAUUGCGGUGGACUCAAGCCUGCACUAUUUCAGCAUUCCUCGGGAUCAGUCAGAGACCUCAGACCCACGAAUGUUGGUAGUCAGUGAUCUAGAUGAGCCCUUCCUCCCCAUCCCCGGUGAUCUCCUUGUGACGCUGAGCGAAUGCCGAGAGAACAUCGAGAUUUUCCUCGACAAACUGCAGGAAAUGUUCCAGAAUACCCAGAACAACAGCUGCGCCAUGGGCUCCGCAUUGCGUGCUGGUUACAAGUUGAUUUCCCCCGUCGGUGGAAAGAUGACCGUUCUGAGCUCGUCAUUGCCCAACAUUGGCCACGGAGCACUCACUAUGAGAGAAGACAAGAAGGUGCUGGGUACCAGCAAGGAAUCGAGUCUGCUUCAGACGGGUAACUCCUUCUACAAGAGUUUUGCCGUCGAAUGUUCAAAAGCGCAAGUGUCUGUGGAUAUGUUCCUCUUCUCAUCGCAAUACCAGGAUGUGGCCUCUUUAAGCUGUCUACCCCGCUACACUGGUGGUCAGACCUACUUUUAUCCAGCCUGGAAUGCUGCACGGAGCGAAGAUGCUAUUAAGUUCGCCCGUGAGUUCUCCGACUACCUGUCUUCGGAGAUCGGUCUGGAGGCCGUCCUCCGUGUGCGUGCCACCACUGGUUUGCGUAUGAGCACCUUCUACGGCAACUUCUUCAACCGUAGCUCCGAUCUUUGUGCCUUCCCAGCCUUCCCUCGUGACCAGGCCUACGUGGUCGAGGUGGCCAUUGAUGAAACGGUCACAAAACCGGUCGUCUGCAUGCAGGCGGCUGUCCUUCACACUACCUGCAACGGUGAACGUCGCAUUCGUGUCUUGACCCUAGCGCUGCCAACGACCCAGAACUUGUCAGAUAUCUAUGCUUCGGCCGACCAGCAGGCCAUUGCUACAUUCUUCAGUCACAAGGCCGUCGAGCGCACAUUGAGCAGCGGCCUCGAGCCCGCUCGUGAGGCUCUUCAGGCCAAGAUUGUGGAACUUCUGCAGACAUACCGCAAGGAGCUUGCGGGUGGCAGUGUCAGCGGUGGUGGCCUCCAGUUCCCAGCCAAUCUCAGAGCCUUGCCUGUACUGUUCCUUGCUAUGAUCAAGAACCUUGGUCUACGCAAGUCCGCCCAGAUCCCCACGGAUAUGCGAUCCGCAGCGCUCUGCCUCCUGUCGACACUACCCCUGCCGCUUCUCAUCCAAUACGUCUACCCCAAGAUGUACUCACUCCAUGAUAUGCCCGACAAUGCGGGUGUCCCUGAUGAACAAACGGGCGAAAUCGUUCUGCCCCCUCCCGUCAACUUAUCCUCAGCCCGCCUUGUGCCCUACGGUCUAUACCUCAUCGAUGAUGGCCAGACCCAGUUCCUCUGGGUUGGACGUGAUGCUGUCCCCCAGCUCAUCGAGGAUGUAUUUGGUGUCCCCGACAAGUCGCAGUUGCGAGUGGGUAAGCAAACCCUCCCUGAAGUCGAGAACGAGUUCAGCCAGCGUGUGCGGUCCGUGGUCGAGAAGAGUCGAGAUCACCGGGCCAAGGGUGUGGGUAGCAUGAUUGUGCCUCACCUAUAUGUGGUUCGCGAGGAUGGCGAGCCCAGCUUGCGUUUGUGGGCCCAGACAAUGCUGGUUGAGGACCGUGCCGAUCAAAGCGUCAGCUUGGAUCAGUGGAUGGGUACUUUGCAGGAGAAGGUUUGA
This is a messenger RNA of Penicillium paradoxum, 2757 nucleotides long. RefSeq names its product COPII subunit SEC24. Gene Ontology annotation, molecular function: SNARE binding; zinc ion binding. NCBI's taxonomy places the organism in Eukaryota, Fungi, Ascomycota, Eurotiomycetes, Eurotiales, Aspergillaceae. Gene Ontology annotation, cellular component: COPII vesicle coat; endoplasmic reticulum exit site. Gene Ontology annotation, biological process: endoplasmic reticulum to Golgi vesicle-mediated transport; intracellular protein transport; COPII-coated vesicle cargo loading. The transcript is spliced from 3 exons. The record is from RefSeq and is a predicted model, not a curated record. The coding region runs from base 1 to 2757 and encodes 918 amino acids.